Messenger RNA from Anopheles cruzii, 1247 nucleotides. RefSeq names its product zwei Ig domain protein zig-8-like. Gene Ontology annotation, cellular component: neuron projection membrane. The record is from RefSeq and is a predicted model, not a curated record. Bases 180 to 1229 code for a protein of 349 amino acids. The transcript is spliced from 8 exons. Gene Ontology annotation, biological process: synapse organization. Lineage: Eukaryota; Metazoa; Arthropoda; Insecta; Diptera; Culicidae.
CUGGCGCGGCAAACAUCCGGUUGACCGAAAGCCGGGCCAAAAGCCUUCCCCGGCUGGAUUUCGAUACACAAAAAAGUGGAACCAGAUACGUGCAGAGGUUGGAGUUCGGGUUUGUGUUUUUUCCGGCGGUGCGCCGGGGAAAAUAUUAUCGAUACACUGGAUAGCAGCUGGCCUCAGAAAUGGCUCAACAUUGGACCCAACACGGACUAAAAACUGUACUUAUUUUUAUCUUCUAUCUGAAUCAUGGGCUCAGCAGUGCGCUCCAGAGCGUUUCCGAAGAACAGUUCCUGGCCGAGCUGGGCGACGACGAUUCGCCAGACGGUCGCCGACAGUCGCCGGCCACCCGGCGGCCACCGCCACUGCGCAGCCGGCCACCGUACCUCGGUAUGUACGGGGCGCCCGCCAGCUCUCACCAUCAGCACCUCGGUGGCGGUCUGUCCGGCAGCGGGCCCGAGACGAGCGACAACGAAAUUUACGACUCGGACGAAAGCAACCGGCUCCGGACACCGCUCGACCGUGGGCCGCACUUCGAUUUGUCGACCUCCAAGAACAUCACGGCGCUGGUCGGCAAAACGGCGUACCUCAACUGUCGCGUCAAAAAUCUGGGCAAUAAAACGGUCUCCUGGGUGCGGCACCGGGACAUUCAUCUGUUAACCGUAGGUAGAUUCACCUAUACUUCCGACCAGCGAUUCCAGGCUGUACAUAAUCCCCAGAACGAUGACUGGUCGCUGCAAAUCAGAUACCCUCAGAAGCGGGACACCGGAGUGUACGAGUGUCAGAUCUCGACGACGCCACCGGUCGGCCACUCGAUGUUUCUCUCCGUCGUCGAGCCCAUCACCACGAUCGUCGGUGUACCGGAUCUGUACAUCAACACCGGCUCCACUGUAAAUUUAACCUGUAUAGUACGCAACUCGCCCGAACCACCCUCCACCAUCAUGUGGACCCACAACAACCAGGAGAUCAACUAUGACUCCCCGCGGGGCGGGGUGUCCGUCAUCACGGAGAAGGGUGAAACGACCACGUCCUACUUGCUGAUCCAGCGCGCCCGGACGACCGACACGGGCAAGUACGUGUGCUCGCCGUCGAACGCGGAUCCGGCCACGAUCAACGUGCACAUCUUGAACGGUGAACACCCGGCGGCAAUGCAGCACGGUGGCCAGCUGCGGAUAGGCGAUCCCCUCCACGUGUUCGUCCUGUGGCUGAUCAGCUUCCUGAUGGGGCGCCGAUGAGGGUGAGGUGUUGGUUGC